This is a messenger RNA of Sorex fumeus (smoky shrew), 1918 nucleotides long. RefSeq names its product zinc finger protein 276 (gene ZNF276). The transcript is spliced from 11 exons. NCBI's taxonomy places the organism in Eukaryota, Metazoa, Chordata, Mammalia, Eulipotyphla, Soricidae. The record is from RefSeq and is a predicted model, not a curated record. Gene Ontology annotation, biological process: regulation of transcription by RNA polymerase II. Bases 28 to 1746 code for a protein of 572 amino acids. Gene Ontology annotation, molecular function: chromatin insulator sequence binding; zinc ion binding. Gene Ontology annotation, cellular component: nucleus; kinetochore; chromosome.
AGCGCCGGCCAGCGCGCCUCGGCGGCCAUGCGGCGGGACCGGCGCGGCCGCUUCCUGUCGCCGGGGCCCGCGGGGGCGCGCGGCGGCGGCCGGGCCCGGGGACGCCCCUCCCGCGGCGUGGAGCGGGCGCGCGAGGACGGCGCCGAGGAGCCAGGAGCAGGCCGGGCUCCGGCCAUGGGGCACUGUCGCCUCUGUCACGGGCGGUUCUCCUCGCGGAGUCUCCGCAGCAUCUCUGGCUGUGUCCCCGGGGACGGCUCCGAGAAACCAGCCCCCCGAGAGCGCGUUUUCGUCAGAGACUUUCAGUGUCUGCUGGGGGUGACCGUGCACCAGGAUGCAGCCCUGUCUCCGUUCGUCUGCAAGAACUGCCUGAGCCAGUUCUACCACUGCCACGGCCUCCUCACGUCCUUCCUGCAGAGGGUGAACGCCUCCCCAGCCGCCCUCCGCCAGCCCCGUGCCCAGGCCAGUGCCCAGCCCCUGACAGGGCCAGAGGAGGCAGCGUGCAUGGCCGACCACAUGAGCCCAAGCACCCAGGGCCUGCGUGGCUUGGUGGGGUGGGUGCAUGGACACGCAGCUGGCUGUGGGGCCCUGCCCAGCCUCCAGCAGACGCUUUCCUCUGGAUACCGCGGCGUCCUCCAGGCUGUGUGGGGCUGUGCCCAGGGCCAUCGCUACACCAUGGACACCGACGCCAGCUGUGGGGCUCUCCUGCUGGACAACUCACCGGCCAUCAAGUGGGCGUGGGACAAGGAGCUAGCCUCCCAGCCCACCCAGCAUCAGGGGACCAACCCUACUGGGGCCACUCCUCAGCCCUCCCCAGGCCGACCAACCCUGGCUGCCAGGGUUACUGAGACGGAGACCCAGCCCAGGACGGACACGGCCCAGCUGCCUUCCGAUGGCAACCCAAUGGGGCCUGGACCAGGUCCCCCACCUCCGCCGAACCUUCCCUUGAGAGGGAACUCAGGGCAGUUGGGGGAGAAGCAGGCUCCACCUUCAGCCUCGGAUGAUCGGGUAAAAGACGAGUUCAGUGACCUUUCUGAGGGAGGCUUCCCGAGCGAGGAUGAGAAUGACAGGAAGCACGUGCCAUCCUCAGACGAGUCCUUUGAGCCUUACCCAGAAAAGAGGCUCUCUGCUAAGAAGAGCGAAAGCAAAGAUGCCAAGAAACCCGAAGAACCAAAAAUCCGGAAGAAGCCUGGCCCCAAGCCAGGCUGGAAGAGCAAGCUGCGCUGUGAGAGGGAGGAGCUGCCCACCAUCUACAAGUGCCCACACCAGGGUUGCACUGCCGUGUACCGCGGGGCCGACGGCAUGAAGAAGCACAUCAAGGAGUAUCACGAGGAGGUCCGUGAGCGGCCCUGCCCCUACCCCGGCUGCAACAAGGUCUUCAUGAUCGACCGAUACCUGCAGCGCCACCUGAAACUCAUCCACACAGAGGUGCGGAACUACAUCUGCGACGAGUGCGGACAGACCUUCAAGCAGCGCAAACACCUGCUCGUCCACCAGAUGCGCCACUCGGGAGCCAAGCCCCUGCAGUGUGAGGUCUGCGGGUUCCAGUGCCGGCAGCGGGCGUCCCUCAAGUACCACAUGACCAAGCACAAGGCGGAGACAGAGCUGGACUUCGCCUGUGACCAGUGUGGCCGGAGGUUCGAGAAGGCUCACAACCUCAACGUGCACAUGUCCAUGGUCCACCCACUGACACAGGCUCAGGACAAGGCCCCGCCCGGGCCCGGAGCUGUGAAGCCGGAGCCAACCUGACCUCCGGAGGCCACACUGGCUCCCCCGGUGGCGCCUCUUCCUGGGACCAGCAGUCUCUCUUCCUGUAAACCUGAGUGACCGGCCAGGCGUGUCUGAUUCCCCUUCUCCCUAGAGCAAUCCAGGACUUUUGUAAUCAUUUUAGUGCAACAACAGCUCAACGUUUCACUUGUAA